Stegastes partitus (bicolor damselfish) is the source of this 2158-nucleotide messenger RNA. It is a transcript of the gene paplnb, whose product is annotated as papilin b, proteoglycan-like sulfated glycoprotein. Gene Ontology annotation, cellular component: extracellular matrix. The record is from RefSeq and is a predicted model, not a curated record. Gene Ontology annotation, molecular function: metalloendopeptidase activity; serine-type endopeptidase inhibitor activity. The coding region runs from base 73 to 1779 and encodes 568 amino acids. The transcript has 13 exons. Gene Ontology annotation, biological process: extracellular matrix organization; proteolysis. Lineage: Eukaryota; Metazoa; Chordata; Actinopteri; Pomacentridae.
CUUUCACAUCCCUCCCUGCUCCUGGUCGAGCCAACAGGGAAUUCACUUCAAGACGCAGUUGGAUCUGUGAACAUGAACAUCCUGCACGUCCUGGGACUCCUGCAGCUUCUGGCUGUACCUGCUUUUACACUGACGCGGCCAACCCAUGACUACUGGGGCGAGUUCGGAGCCUACGGGCCCUGCAGCAGAACCUGUGGAACAGGGGUGGCAAUGAGAACCAGGAAAUGUAUUACCUCAAGGACAGACGGAGGACAUAACUGCAUAGGAUCCUCCAAGUCCUUCAGAACCUGUAACACACAAGACUGCCCGGUCGGAUCGAGGGAUUUCAGAGAGGAGCAGUGCUCCCAGUUUGACAGAACGGACUUCCAGUCCAAACGCCACUCAUGGGUGCCUUACUAUGGAGCAUCCAAUCCAUGUGAACUGAACUGUGUCCCAAGAGGAGAAAACUUCUUCUACAGACACAAGCCAGCGGUGGUUGAUGGGACGCCGUGCUACGUGGGCCGCACUGACAUCUGUGUGGACGGCGUCUGCAGGGUACUGACCCAUGGAGAGUUCAUGGGCUUGGAUGACGACACCAACUCUGUUCACUCCGUUGGUCCUGUUGUUGUCGCCGCUCAUCCCAGUACGACGCUCACAUACAUUUACAAAACGGGCGUGUACGGGGAGUGCUCGGCCAGCUGCAACGGAGGCAUGCAGUACCGCAGCGUGGAUUGCUGGGCUCAGGACCCGUCCAACCCCCGUGUGGUGGAGGAGACCAACUGCAUCACCCAGCGCCUGCAGAGGCCAGCCAGUCAGCAGGCCUGCAACAUGCAUCCGUGUGCUGCAGAGUACAGCGUGUCAAGCUUCAGCGUGUGUUCAGUGACCUGUGGCGAGGGACAGCAGACGAGAGAGGUUCACUGCGUGGGACAAGGAGGCCAGCGUCUAGCUGACCAUGCCUGCAGCGGACUGGCCAAACCUGCGUCCGUCCAGGCCUGCCGCCGGCCCGCCUGCCACACACACAUCACCUGGCAUGUGACGGAGUACGGACUGUGCACCAGGAGCUGCGGCGGCGGCGUGAGAGAGAGGAGGGUGAACUGUUUCGACACAGAUUUGAACCCGUACCCGGAGUCUCGGUGCGGAUCGGCUAGCAGGCCCGUUUCUGUGGAGACGUGCAACUCACAGGCCUGCCCUGGAGUGCAAACCGUCCCAAGUGUGCAGGACCCGAGGGUGGUGGAAAGCACCGUGAGAGGAUUCGUGCCCUAUGUUCCAGAGUAUUCAGCUCAAAGGCCAGACACGAGCACGGUGUACGAGUCCUACCCUCGUGUGGUGGGUCCUCACUGUGAGCAGUCUUUGUACGGCUGCUGCCCCGACGGCCACACCUCCGCCAGCGGAGCCGGGCACCAGGGCUGCUCACCAGACGACUGUGUUCGCAGCAGGUUUGGUUGCUGUUUGGAUGGAGUGACGCCAGCUCGAGGAUUUGGACGGGCUGGAUGUCCUGAGUACCAGACAGCUGUGCAGGUCCCAUCUGCCCCCGUUGCCUCCCCCUCUGGUACCGUGUGCGCUCUGCCUCGUGACGAGGGCCCCUGUGACACCUGGAAGGUCCGGUUCUACUACGACUCUGGUGCUGCCAAAUGCACCGAGUUCUGGUUCGGAGGCUGCCAGGGCAACGGCAACAACUUCAUGUCGCUGGAGGCGUGCCGAAGGGAGUGUGCAGGUGGGAUGAGCGAGCCGGCAGCCGCACCUCGCAGAGACCCCCCAAGGAGAGGGCCCUUCAGGAGUAUCCUGAGAGCGAGAGCAUAACCAUGAUUACCAUCAAUACCUCCAAUAAACGGGAUCGCUCAUGUACCCCUGUAUGAAACAAAACACAUGAUAUUUGUACACAAGUGUAGUAUAUAUAUGAAGAUAUAUGAAGAUGCAAACAAUCGUGCAUUGUAACACCAACCAUAUAAACGUCAGACUUUAAGGUAAACUGUACCUAAUAACCAUUAUAACACACAUAAUCACAGCUAUUGGAUCUGAUUUUACCAUCGUUUUGAUCUUUGGAAUUUUCUUUGUGAUGAUCAAAAUAUUCAUUUGUGUGUUUUGCCUCAUGGGCCGGAACCAAAAUAAAACCGUGUGAUUACCCAACUUAAGUCAUAGAUCGAAUAAAGACUUUUUCAGCUUUCUGGUAACCUUGGAA